GCAUGGAGAAGUUUGCCAGUCCCGGCAAAGGCCACGGGCUGCGCCUCUCCAAGCACGUGAAGCCCGGCGAGUUGCUGUACCGCGCGGAGCCUCUGGCGUACAGCGUCACCAAGAAGCGCCUGGGAGGCGCGUGCGAGCGUUGCCUGCGCAGGAAAGAGCGACUGCUUAGAUGUUCUCAGUGCAAAGUUGCAAGAUACUGCAAUAUACAAUGCCAGAAAGAAGCAUGGCAAGAUCACAAACGAGAAUGCAAAUGUAUUAAGAAUAUUGAUCCCAACUUUCCUCCUGAUUCAGUGAGGCUUGUUGGCAGGAUUAUUUUCAAAUUACUAAGACAAUCAACAUGCCCAUCUGAGGAGCUUUACUCUUUUUCUGAUCUUCAGUCAAAUUUUGAAAAGUUAAGUGAGGAAAUGAAAGAAGGCCUUGGGUACCUCACAAGGGCAUUGCAGCUGUAUUUGAAGGUGGAGAUCCAAGAUGCUUCUCAGUUGCCACCUGGCCUAGAUGUUUUUCAGACCUUCGCAAAAGUGACCUGUAACUGCUUCAGCAUUAGUAAUGGAGAGGUACAGGAUGUUGGUGUUGGCCUUUAUCCCAGCAUGUCUUUGCUGAACAACAGUUGUGAUCCGAACUGUGUGAUAGUUUUUGAGGGUCCUCAGCUCCAUCUUCACUCAGUCCGGGAGAUUCAGAUAGGAGAAGAGCUCACCAUCAGCUACAUUGACACCAUGAUGCCCAGCACUGAACGCCAGCAACAACUGAAGCGUCAAUAUUGUUUUGAAUGUGACUGCCUUAUGUGCCGCACACAUAGCAAGGUUUUAUUAUUCUGGCUUCCAUCCCUUGAGGGCCGUCCAGCUGAUGCGAGUGACCAAAUUGCAGUACAGCCAAGACAUGUUUCCUCGUGCCCUGGAAACCCUGAAGCAGGCUUACGACAUUAUGAAAGUGACCCAUGGGGCAGAGCACAGCUUUGUGCACGACUUGAUGAUGCUCAAGGAAGACUGUGAGGCAGGCAUGAGAGC
Euleptes europaea (tarantolino) is the source of this 1004-nucleotide messenger RNA. It is a transcript of the gene SMYD3, whose product is annotated as SET and MYND domain containing 3. The transcript has 10 exons. NCBI's taxonomy places the organism in Eukaryota, Metazoa, Chordata, Lepidosauria, Squamata, Sphaerodactylidae. The record is from RefSeq and is a predicted model, not a curated record. Gene Ontology annotation, cellular component: nucleus. Bases 3 to 989 code for a protein of 328 amino acids. Gene Ontology annotation, molecular function: histone methyltransferase activity; protein binding.